This is a messenger RNA of Yamadazyma jaroonii, 2112 nucleotides long. The record is from the annotation of a GenBank genome assembly. NCBI's taxonomy places the organism in Eukaryota, Fungi, Ascomycota, Pichiomycetes, Serinales, Debaryomycetaceae.
AUGUCCACCAGCCAUUAUGAAGAUGAACUGGAAUCCGAGUUCUCAUAUGUUCAAUCAGAUAUUAUCCCCAGACAAAAAAUCACAUCAUCACAAUAUUCUGAUGAUCUACCACCUCCCAAUUUGAGUAGUAGAUUCAAUCCAACCCAUAACUUAGGAAGAGAUUCGUACAUGUCAUCAUUUUCUGAAUAUUCAGCUAAUUUAGAUUCAAAUAUAGCUCAACCAGUUUCUGUCAAAGUUGUCAAUGAACCAUUAGUACCAACUAUCAACAGAUCAUUAAGUCAAAAACAACAACAAGAAGUCAGGGAUCAAGAAUAUCAUUUGAAGCAGCAAUUGAAGAAUCAGUUACUUAAGGAUCAAGAAUUGAAGGAGAAGUUAACUGAAGAACAACAGAGAGAAAAAUUGGAGAAAAGAGGUAGUAAGAAAUUAGAUACCACUAAGAAUUAUAAUCAACUCACUCCUGAUUACCAAUACAAUACUAAUGUCGAGAACACUAUACCUCCAAGAUCAAGUAAAAGACCAAAGAGUGAAGUUAUUGAUACAACAAAUCUUCAAAAGGAAAUUGAUCAAUACAAAGAGAAGCACCCAUUACCCAAAGGUCAUAAUAAGAGAAUCUCUUUGGUUUUGAGUGAAGAUUUAGAUAAAUUAAUGGAAAGAGCAAAUUCCUUGAAAUCCACAACAUUUACUUUCAAUGAUUUACCAACAGAUGAUAGCUCUCUGGAACUGAAAAGUGUCAAUAAGAGUACUGAUCUGAUAGCUACUCCACCUUUGAAAUACAAAGGCUUACCUCCUAGACCAAGUGUUGAAAAUUUAGCAAGAGCUAGACAAGCUUCUGGGAAAGUUAAUCCACCAGAGGUCACAGAUAUUUCUGAUCCUGUAACUCCUACGCAAGCUAAAGGUCAUGAAUCAGAAGAUGAAUAUCAUUCACCUUUGCAGUCAGCAGUUGUACCACCUCAAGAUGAACCAUCAGAUGUCCCACCUCGUUCACCUCAAAGAACUCCUGAAUCACAAUACCCUGAAGAUUCUCCCGUAAAACAAUCCCCAGUUCAAUCUAUAAAAUCACCCGUACAACCAACCCAACCAACAUUUGAACCUCAAGAUUUGGAACCAACAAAUAAAGAAUUGAAAUCGGUAUCUUCCCCACCUGCUCCAAUUCCUGCUCCGGUGUUAUCACCUGUAAUUGAUAGGAAUUCAAAUAGAUCAAGUUUGGUAUCAAGUAAUUCAAGGAUUAAUCAAACUUUGCCACAACCACCAAUGUCUGAUAAUGAAUCCGUGCGUUCGAACGAACCUUUGAUAAAACAUUCAACAACUGAUUCUAAAAGAUUGUCAAGUGGUUACAUGCCAGUGGAUGAACCUGAAUAUCAAUUACAAGAUCCUCAAUUAAUGAAAGAUUAUUCACCAAAAGGUGAAGCCCAAGAGUUCAUGAAACCCCAACAAGUGUUUGAUGAUGAACAAGGGUCAUCUGUAAAUGAACAAGGGUAUCCUGGAUAUCCAACUCAUUAUCCAGAAGAUGAAUCGUUCCAUCAUAUACGGCCUCAUUUAUCUCCUGAACAAUUGCAAGAAAAAGAAGAUGCUGGAGAAUUAUCAGAUGACAAAGAACCUUUACCGAAAACCCCCGAAGAUGUUCCUAAUGCUGUCAUGGGUAUGGAAGGUCUAGUGACUCCAAUUCCCGGGCAAACCACUAUUCCAGGUGAACAUCCAUCUCAACCAAUGCAUCAUUCUCAAUUGUCUCAAGAUAAAGAUUUGGAAGAAUAUUAUGAUAUUGAAGAACCUCAAAUCGUCAGUAAACCUGCAAGAGCCAAAUCUGUCAAAGAUUCUACCAAACAUCCCACUCGAACCAAACUGAAAAAGAAGAGAAAGGAGAAAACCAAAUCUCAGCAAUUGAAACCAUUUUCCUACCAUACAUUGAUUAAUCUUUUAGAAAGUAUUAAUGGUACAAUCAUCGGAGAAGAAUUCAAUCAAUUGAAUCUCCCAAUGAAAGAAAAACAAUUAAUAGAAAAAAUCGUCGACCAAUUAUCCAGAUUAACAAGUGAUAUGGUACUUGACGAACAAAGGUAUGAGAUUGGAAUUGAUCGUUUGGAAAGGGCUUUAAGAGUAUUAGAAGGAUUUAUGUAA